UCUCCAGAUUUAUUAAAUCUUGUUGAUUCAGUUUCCUCUUUCCACUCAAUCGUUCUCUGCUUACUAUUCCCGGCUGGGCUCCUUUCUUCUUCUUCUUGUUCCAAUCUCCAUAUCUUGAUUCUCCCAUCAAGUCUUCGCCUUUAAUCCUUUACCAGACAAGUCAGCUUCCAAUCAUCAAGACCCAGAUCCUCUUUUCUAUUUUUUAUUUUAUUUUAUUAUUUUUCCUCGUCGCCACUGGUUCCCUUUCGGGAGUUGUUGGGGGGGCCAAUGCAGCUGUUUUCGAUACAGAGUAACUGAUGUUCAUGAUAUGGGUUCGUUGACUCCUCGGGGAGAAGAGAUGAAGAUAAUGGCUCAAGAAGUGCAGAAUCAGCCAACGGAUGUUAGUAAUGUUUAGGAUCGAUCUGCUCCCCAAAAUAUGGAAACUAGAGGGAAUAGUAAGGAUGCAAGGCAUCUUACUGACACGGUGAUUGAGAUAAGCCUAGAAGAAACUUCAUCUUCCGGUACGCAUAUCACUAAGUCAGAAGUCAAUCAUAACGAAUCGGCCCCUGUUGAGGUGGCCCCCGAGGAGCCGGAAAUUGUUGUUACAUUUUAUCAAUUGAGGAAUGAUGAUCCAUUGAGGCAAGUAGAUCAAGGGACAAGUGGAUGUCCGACCAAUUCAGCUGAAGAAUGUGUGCCUGAUAAUUGUAUGAAGCGUAGUUUUAUGACGGAUUUGAAUAAGAAUGUGUCUGUAAAUGAAAAUGAUUCGUGCAUGACCUCCAUAAAGAGAAGUGAGACUAAUAGAAUUGUUGUUGAGGGCUGUGACGGGGAGACAGUUUGCAGGAUCUGUCACUUGAGUUCUGAGCAAUCACUUGAUAUUGAUAUGAAAGAGAGCAUUGGCAAUGCUGCUGCAUUGGAGCUGAUCCGGCUGGGUUGCGGUUGUAAAGAUGAGCUUGGGAUUGCUCAUACUCUUUGUGCCGAGGCUUGGUUUAAGCUCAAAGGGAAUAGGCUCUGUGAAAUAUGCAGUGAGACAGCCCGAAACAUCUCGGGAGUUUGGGACGACAGGUUCAUAGACAAGUGGAAUGACAGGCUGUCAAUGUCUAGCAACAUAAAUGGCCCGCCGGAACGAGGAGGUUGCUGGAGGGGGCAGCCCUUCUGCAACUUCCUGAUGGCAUGCCUUGUGAUAGCGUUCGUGCUUCCAUGGUUCUUCCGUGUUAAGAUGUUCUAGCGUUCGUGCAAAGAUAUCAUGUUACCAGAAAUAUAUAGUCAUUGUUGACAAUCCAAGAUCCAUGCCAUAGUACCGAGUAAUUCCAUGCUUCGGUUAUUUGUAUUCUGAUGUCUCAGCAUAGAGGUGCGAAUUUUGUGCUGUCUCUGGUGUAGUAGUGGGAUCCAAUCUUUCAUGCGCUCAUACUGUCAUUUACAAUUCCGUGAUAAUAGAAGCUCUGGAAGGUUUUGUUGUUCCACUUAUACGGGAAAAGGUAGGGGCUGUUUUUUGUGUUCUCUUUUUUUGAUAACGUAUACUUUGGGGAUAUCUGAGAAGAAUUCUAUAUAUAGUUGAUCGCGGUGGAAUAGUUGUGCUUAUUUGUAUCCA
Molecule: messenger RNA, 1567 nt
Organism: Punica granatum (pomegranate)
Lineage: Eukaryota; Viridiplantae; Streptophyta; Magnoliopsida; Myrtales; Lythraceae
Source: RefSeq, a predicted model, not a curated record